Messenger RNA from Acaulospora morrowiae, 645 nucleotides. The record is from the annotation of a GenBank genome assembly. Lineage: Eukaryota; Fungi; Glomeromycota; Glomeromycetes; Diversisporales; Acaulosporaceae.
AUGGUGGCAAAACACUUAAGAAUAAAUGGUACGCUCGUCGAAAGAGAUGUUCAAAAUGACCCGGAAACAACCAAGGAUAAAUCAUCACAAGUAAUAAAUACUUUAACCGCUACUUCUGGUCAUCAUCAUCUGGCAACUUUAACUGGAAAUCAUCAUGUUUCUGCUACCUACAAGCAAACAUCGUCGGCGAACAAACUCUUAAAACCUAGUGCCACACAAAGUUCGAAAACGUAUACGAGUACAACAUCUACGCUGCCCGACCAAUCAAAUCUUUCGUCAACCGAUGGUGGUAAUGAGUCGAAAACGUCAUUUCAGUGGUUCGGAGUUAUAUUGAUUGCUGCGACGAUAAUAAUAAUAAUGAUUGCCAUGAUAUGUCGAAAAUAUAAAAGUCAUGAGCACUCUUAUAGAGUUGAUGACCAUGAUGCUCAUGAUUACCCAUCACCAGCAGUAAUUAAAGACAGUGGUGGUGACCGAUCAAGUAAAACAUUAGUGCAUGAAUUAGAGAUGGAGCAUCAGGGUAUCUCCUCGAUGAACCGAAUGACUUUAAGCGAUUACAAUGAUUAUAGUGACGCUAUUCAACCGGAUUACCCUUCGUUUGAAUCAUUAUUUCCGAAUCCACCCGAGAGAGUUGUUUCUAAAAAGUGA